Diplodia corticola is the source of this 1350-nucleotide messenger RNA. RefSeq names its product amine oxidase. NCBI's taxonomy places the organism in Eukaryota, Fungi, Ascomycota, Dothideomycetes, Botryosphaeriales, Botryosphaeriaceae. The coding region runs from base 1 to 1350 and encodes 449 amino acids. The record is from RefSeq and is a predicted model, not a curated record. The transcript has a single exon. Gene Ontology annotation, molecular function: oxidoreductase activity.
AUGGAGUUCAGCAAGCAGAACAGCGCAUCGAUACCGCCGACAAAAAGCCUGCUUGAUUACAUCCACGAAAAGACGAGCGAGCUGUACACGGAUGAGAAUUGGAAUCACCUUCAGGAGGCUGAAAAGGAGAAGAAACGCAACCUAUUGCACAUUAUUGCGGAAAUGUGGGGUGCAUUCGUCGGCAGCCCUGUCGAACGGCAGAGCCUGAGGUUCUUCUGGCUCGAGGAGUGCAUCGACGGCGAAAACCUGUUUGUCGCGGAAACUUACCACAAGAUUUUGGAGAGAAUAGCGAAGUCCGCCUUGGAAGGUGCAGAUGUCAAGUUUGGCCAACGCGUGAAGACGGUCGAAACUGUUGCCGAUGAGGAGGGCAACGAAAAUGGCGCCGUGCGGGUGCAUCUGGCCGCCGGCCAGAGCAUGCUUUUCGACGAGGUCGUCAUGACCACGCCCCUGGGCUGGCUCAAGCGCAACAAGGACACCGCAUUCGUGCCGCCGCUGCCCGAACGCUUGUCCGAUGCCAUCGACAGCAUCGGUUACGGCUGCCUCGACAAGUUCUACAUCAGUUUUCCAACCGCGUUCUGGGAAGAGACUCUUUCACCUUCCCCGUCGACCACCUCCCCGGCCCCCGUCCCGACCUCCGCCCGCCAAGCCGUACCCAACACCACCGCCACCACCGCACCCGUCCACCAGCCGGACCAGACCGCCGCCGCGGACGACAACAGCGGCAAUCGCCACCACUACCCCGGCUUCGCGCAAUGGACGUCCCCGCUCUACGCAUCCUCCACCAACCCCAACCACUGGAGCCAAGAAUGCGUCAACAUGGCCGCCCUGCCCGGCUUCACCGCCCACCCAACCCUCCUCUUCUACACCUUCGGCCCCACCUCGCAGCACCUCGCCUCCCUCCUCCUCAGCGCCUCCGACUCCUCGGACACUAACAAACAACAGCAACUCCUCCUCGCCUUCUUCGCCCCCUACUACACCCGCCUCCCCAACUUCAACCCCCACAACCCCUUGCACCAGCCCUCCUCCGUCCUCGCCACCGCCUGGACCAACGACGAGCUGGCGGGCUACGGCAGCUACUGCAAUUUCCAGACGGGCCUGGAGAGCGGCGACGACGACGUGGAGGCCAUGCGGCGCGGCUUGCCCGAGCGAAGGGUGUGGUUUGCGGGGGAGCACACGGCGAGUUUUUUGGCCUUGGGGACGGUGACGGGCGCGUAUUGGAGCGGGGAGGGCGUGGGGAGGGCGAUCGGCUGGGCUUAUAACGGCGGGGAUGGGGAUGGGGAUGGCGAUGGCGAUGGUCAGCGGCAGAUGAAGGAGGGUUUGGCGGGAGGGGACGGGGCGGCGGAGGAUUGA